CCACCACCCCCAUUUACCUAUGUAAUGCUUAUGGUUAUCCAUGGAAGAGAUUUCUGCUUCUGGAUGAUUUUUUUUCUUCCCUUUUCUUAAUUUCUUUGUCGUCCAAUUCAUUCUUUAAAGAAAUUUUAUGACACCCACUUUCCGACCCACCUUCACAAACCUCAAAAUUUCCAAUUUUUUCGUUGCCAGCAGAGGAAUGUCUCAGAAAAGAUUGAAGAAUUAAAUUUUCUUGGUAGAGGUGGUAGACUGGUGAUUAUAACAAAAGAUUGAAAAGCAUUCAAGUUGUGAAAUUCUUUUCACAAGUACUGGAGGAUAUAAAUUAUGCCAGGUUUGAUUGGAAGGAAAGAAACUAAGGAAAGUGAUUUUCUAAUUGGCAUUUAUCACAAAUUGGAGAGGGUAUUGAUCAGGCGUCCAAAUGAACGUUGUUGGCAAAGUUGGGAGUCUCAUUUCUCAAGGAGUUUAUUCAGUUGCCACGCCAUUUCAUCCCUUCGGUGGGGCAGUCGAUAUAAUCGUCGUUCAGCAGCAGGAUGGGACUUUCCGCAGCACACCUUGGUAUGUUCGGUUUGGUAAAUUUCAGGGCGUUUUAAAGGGUGCUGAGAAGAUCGUCCACAUAUCUGUCAAUGGCAUUGAAUCCAAUUUCCACAUGUAUCUUGAUAACUCUGGUGAGGCCUAUUUCAUAAAGGAAGUAGAAACUGGUCAGGGAAAUGAGGUUGAUGGAGUUACAGAUCAUUUGGUUAAGGAUGUGAUAUAUGGAGACAGCAAGGAUGAACAUAAUAAAAAAUUGUUUGUAACAGGUAGACUGGAGCACAGUGUCUCUGAUUCUACUGUUGUUCAGCUGCGAGAUGAAAACAAUUCUAUGGCAGUUCCACGAAUUGAGAGGGCAGAAUCUGACGUUGAACAUAGAUUCUAUGAUUUUCAGGAUGAGCAGUCUUCUGUGGAGGAUUUGGUAGAGGUGUCAGAGAGUGAUUCUAACAGAUAUGAGAAUUUAGAGAAUGAGAGUAGUGCCGAAUCACAGGGUACGGAUUCAGAGGUUAUCCUAGUGAGUGUGGAUGGUCACAUACUGACUGCUCCAAUCUUGGCAACUGAACAAAAUACAGAAGAUGUGCAGUUAAGUACACCUCAAUUUCAUUUGGGUCCUGGUGAGGGGACGGAAUUUUGUGAAGACAAUGAAUUUACAGGUGAAGAUGCCUGGGCAGCUGAUUAUAUCAAGCAGCUGGAUACAUCUACAGAAAACGUCACAUCCAAUAAAGUUGGUGCUUUGAGUAAUGAGUCUAAUGGUAGUGUGUAUGAGCUAGUGGUUUCAGAAAGGGAUGUAAAACAUAUUUCUCAAACUGAAGAAACCUCAGGCACUCAAGUUCAGGAAGAUGAUCUUGUGCAGAGUGAUUCGGAAGAUGUCCGCAUUAUAAUUGAGGAAGAGAUUUUUAAGAGCUGUCUAGAGCUAUCGGAAUUAGCCAAACGGGCUGGAAACACUGAUUCUGAAAACGCUGUCUCUCCAGUGGAGGCUGGAAAUUUAGAAGAAAAAUUCAACAUGAUUGUUCCUUCAGUAUCUGAAACCAAUGGAAAUGUUAUCGAUUCCAGAGAUAAAAAUGGGACGCAUUCUGAUAGUGAUUCUGAUAGCGCUCUUGUCAAUAUGACUCCAGAGCUACUUGUUAAAGCUGGUGGAACUGAGGAAAAUGAGUUUGGUGAAGAGCAAGCCACUUCAGAUGACAAAUGUGUUGUUUCUGUUCAUAAUAAUGAUCCUUUGAAUAUCAAACAGUUUGACACAGUUGAGGGAAUUGAAAGAAUGGACAGCGGUUCACAAGGGCCUGUUGCUGAUGACGAAUCCAAUGUAAGACAGUUAGAGGAAUCUCCAGUGGAUGUUUUAUGUGGAAGAAUACAACAUCAUUCAACAGGUUUUGAGAUCUCGCUUUGCGGUAAUGAACUUCAUCCUGGUAUGGGCUUGCAUGCUGCAGCCGAAGCCUUUGACGCACAUCGUGUGUCAGCAGAGGAAUUUGAAAAGUCUGCUUCAUCAAUUAUUAAAAAUGAAAAUCUAAUUAUUAGAUUUGGAGAAAGGUACAUGUCAUGGGAAAAAGCUGCUCCUAUAGUACUGGGGAUGGCUGCAUUUGGAAUUGAUUUAGAAGUGGAUCCCAAAGAUGCAAUUUCUGUGGAACAGGAUGAUUCAUUGAGGGCUGAGGAGGAUGAAUCUACUCCCACUCCCGCCGGCCGAAGAUGGAGGCUGUGGCCUAUUCCAUUUAGAAGGGUUAAAACGCUUGAUCACAGUAACAGCAACUCAUCAAAUGAGGAAAUUUUUGUUGAUUCCGAAUCCACAUUACAGAACUUACAAGCAGAACAAAGUCCAAGGUUGCAGAAUUUACAAGCAGAACAAAGUCCAAGGUUGCAGAAUGGCAGCAAGGAGCCUUUUAAGAGACAGCUUGUGAGGACAAAUGUUCCAACAACUGAGCAGAUAGCAUCAUUGAAUCUGAAAGAAGGGCAAAAUAUGAUAGCUUUCACCUUUUCAACUAGGGUUCUUGGGACACAAAAGGUUGAUGCUCACAUUUAUCUGUGGAAAUGGAAUGCUAGAAUUGUGAUUUCUGAUGUUGAUGGGACUAUUACCAAGUCUGAUGUGUUAGGUCAAUUCAUGCCUUUAGUUGGGAAGGAUUGGACGCAAUCUGGCGUGGCUAGACUUUUUACCGCAAUUAAGGAGAAUGGUUAUCAGCUGCUGUUUCUCAGUGCACGGGCCAUUGUUCAGGCAUAUCUUACCCGAAGUUUCUUACUCAACCUAAAACAGGAUGGAAAAGCUUUACCAAAUGGACCAAUCGUUAUCUCACCAGAUGGACUAUUUCCUUCUUUAUUUCGAGAAGUGAUAAGAAGAGCACCACAUGAAUUUAAGAUUGCAUGUUUAGAGGAUAUUAAGAAGCUUUUCCCUCCUGACUACAAUCCAUUUUAUGCUGGGUUUGGCAAUAGAGACACAGAUGAGCUCAGCUAUCGAAAAGUUGGGAUUCCGAAAGGAAAGAUAUUUAUAAUCAACCCCAAGGGAGAAGUGGCUAUUAGUCAUCGGAUCGACGUGAAGUCUUACACGUCUUUGCACACACUUGUUAACGAUAUGUUUCCGCCAACCUCACUGGUCGAGCAGGAAGACUAUAACGCUUGGAAUUUUUGGAAAAUGCCGUUGCCUGACAUUGAAUUAUAGUCAUUGAAUAGUGAAGACUGCUUUACAUUGACAAAAAAGAAAAAAAAAGAUCAAAGUGGGCUUUUCUUCCACACGAGAUAGAAGUAUUUGAAAUUCUUCACAUUUUCCCUGUUUUCUUCCACAAGUAAUUUUGACAGACAGAGCCACUGGAGGAGUGUUUGAAGCCGUAGCUAUUUGGGUGGAUCAAGCAAGUUCCUGUGGAAUAAAAGUAAAGAUGUUAGUUGAAUGUCUCUUAAUCUUGUCUUCUUCUGCUUCCUUUUUGUUUUUCUACAUUCAGAUGCACUUAAUUCAUUAAUAUACAGAAUAGUCAACUCAAACUUUUGUUCC
Messenger RNA from Benincasa hispida (wax gourd), 3496 nucleotides. RefSeq names its product phosphatidate phosphatase PAH1-like. NCBI's taxonomy places the organism in Eukaryota, Viridiplantae, Streptophyta, Magnoliopsida, Cucurbitales, Cucurbitaceae. Gene Ontology annotation, biological process: lipid metabolic process. The record is from RefSeq and is a predicted model, not a curated record. Gene Ontology annotation, molecular function: phosphatidate phosphatase activity.